UUGUUUCUGCCAACAGCACCCGGCAUAUUUUGUGAAAAAGUUUUGUAAAAUCUCUCUUUGUGAACUUACCGGCUGGUAUUACUGUUUCGUUUCUCUAAUACAGUGAAGUUUCAAGAAUUCGAAACCAUCAACUGGAAAAGAAGUGACUUUAUCCGCUAGCCUCAUAAGCGUGUUCGUGUAGAAGGUGGUGUAUACGUUAUAAGAUAUCUUAGUUCAACAGUCAGCUAAGGAUUGCUAUCUACUCGCUCUCAUCCUUUCUCACUGAAUCUCAAGUGCCAUAGGAUUCAUCCGAUAGGUAACCGACGUUCCGAGGUAGUAACUCGAUUGUGCGGUGCCAGCAAACUAUAAUCCAGCAGAAAUGGCAGAAAAAUCCGAUACCCUCGUAACACCGGAGGAUAAGGCGAAUGAAGCAAAGGAACUGUUUGGUCGUGGUAGCCGAAACUACUGCAUGCGGCAGUACUCGGAGGCAGCCGACGAUUUGAGUGCGUGCUGUGCACUGUACUCAGAGAUGUACGGAUCUCUGGGUGAGGAAUGCGGCCAACCAUAUCUGCUGUAUGCUAAAUCGUUGAUCGCCAUCGGCAAGGACGAGAACAAUCUGAUCGUGCCGGGCGAGGAUGAUGAAGAAGCAGAUGAAGAUGACGAUGACGGCGAAGGUGAGGAAGACGCCGAGGGUGACGAAGGUGCGGAAGAUGAGGGUGGUGACGAGGAGAAAACCAAGCAGGAGCAGGAAAAUGGAAAGGAUGACGAAGAUGUUACAAUGAAGGAAUCCAAGGAUAGUGCUGCUGCGGAAGCGGAAGCUGAAAAGAAAGAAAAUGGUGUAGAAGCAGAAAAGACGGAAGGCGGUAGUAGUGAAGCUGGCAAAGCGGAAAGUGGGGCCAAUGACGCGGAACCACAGCCAGGCCCAUCCACCUCCAACGGUGGUGCUAAGGAGGAAGAAACGACUGAAGAUUCAGCUGGUAAUUUGCAGGUGGCAUGGGAGAUGUUGGAAUUGGCGGUGAAAAUUUUUGUGAAACAGGGUGACAAAGGUUACGAAAAUUUGGCCGAAUGCUACUCGGAAUUAGCCGGAAUUUCGUUCGAAAACAGUUUCUUCCAGGAGGCCAUCAAUGAUUACACAAAAGCAUUGAAGAUACAUACACAAACGAACAAUAUCGAUUUGCGCUUUUUGGCUGAGAUUAACUACAAGAUGGGCCUUUGUCAUUUGAUGCUGAACGAUUUUGAUGCGUCAAUCAAAUCGUUCCAAGCCGCGGUCGCCGAGCUGGAGAAGGUGAUCGAAGAGAAAGAGGCCAUUAAGGAGCAAACGGACGACACGAAGGAGGCAAUUGCGGAAUUGGUUGAAACAAAGAACGAGAUUAUUGAAAAGAUUGCCGAUGUUGAGGAAGCCAAGAAAACGUCAAUCGAAGAAGUAAAGCGUGAGCUGUCCAAAAUAAUCGUAUCUGGUGACGGCGGAUCGAGCAGUACAACUGAUGGAGCAGGCCCUUCGUCAUCUGGCAGUUCCUCCGCUAUUGCCAAUGGUGCUUCUGCUUCCAAGUCCGACACGAAGGCAGCGAAAGCUGAUGAUAAACCGGCAAACGAUAUUUCACAUCUCAUCAAGCGAAAAAAGCCGGACACUGUGAGUGCAGAAGUGGAAGGAUCACCGGCUAAGAAAAUUGCUACCGAAACCGAAGUGACCGAGCAUAACCGAAGUUCUUAAGCAGUUCUGUUACAUUUCAUACUUUGUUCAAAACAUUUUCCUAUUAUGUCUAUAGUUCCGAGCAGUUUCAAUGUUUAACGUUUUUAUCUGUUUUCAAUUCUACGAUUGGACCUUAUUUUCAUUGCCAGACCAUAGCUACGUAAAUAGUAGGCGGCCAGAAUAUGAUUGAACUUAAAUUUCUGGAUUUUAUUGUGCUGCUGCUUUGGAUGUAUGUAUUAUACGCACCUAUGGAUGGCUCUUUUCUCUAUUAUUUUUGGCAUUCCAAUUACUCUCUGUGUCCUUGUUCGGUGGUACCGGGUAAGGCUGAACUUAUGAUUCGUAAAUAAAACUAAUAUACAUUCGUA
Messenger RNA from Anopheles darlingi, 2034 nucleotides. RefSeq names its product protein NASP homolog (gene Nasp). NCBI's taxonomy places the organism in Eukaryota, Metazoa, Arthropoda, Insecta, Diptera, Culicidae. The transcript is spliced from 5 exons. The record is from RefSeq and is a predicted model, not a curated record. Gene Ontology annotation, molecular function: histone binding. The coding region runs from base 359 to 1690 and encodes 443 amino acids. Gene Ontology annotation, cellular component: nucleoplasm. Gene Ontology annotation, biological process: DNA replication-dependent chromatin assembly; CENP-A containing chromatin assembly.